AUGCCCCGCUGGCUCAUCCAACACAGUCCCAACACCCUCACCCCCGAAGAGAAAUCCCACCUCGCCCAACAAAUCACUCAGGCCUACGUCGGCUUCGGCCUCCCAGCAUUCUACGUCCAAGUACACUUCACCGAGCAACCAGCCGACACAUCCUUCAUCGGCGGCGAGCAGCACCCCAACUUCGUCGCGCUGACCAUCUACCAUCUGGCGCGGACGAUGACCUCCGACGAGCAGCGGCAGGGAUUCCUGAAACACAUUGAUGCGGUCAUGACGCCGAUGUUCGAGCCCAAGGGGAUCGACUGGGAGUAUUUUGUGACGGAGGCGCCGAGGGAUCUGUGGAAGAUUAAUGGGCUUGUGCCGCCGGCUGCUGGGUCGGAAGAGGAGAAGGUCUGGCAUGGACUGGUCACUGGACACACGUACUUAUUCAAAGACCUGCAGGGCAUUCCCAGGACAAAUAACGCGGUGGCAUGGUGGACUUUUGACUGGUUAGAGGACCAAGGGGUGACUGACAAGUGGGGUGUACAAUCCUUCGAAGAGAACUCAAGCGUUUGGAAAGAGACCAACCUGCACCACUCGACGAACCAACUGUGGAUGAUGUUACUGACAGCCACGGGUUUGAAGCGGCUAAGCAAACUCGGAUUCUCUCGGUUGAUCAUUGAUCAACGGACCCACCAGGCAUAUUACAAGAAGAAGAGGACCACCCAGCCGGGCUUCAAGCUCCGACGACUGAACAUCAUGCAGUGGGUGCUCACGCAGUAG
This is a messenger RNA of Aspergillus fischeri NRRL 181, 759 nucleotides long. Its product is annotated as tautomerase family protein. The transcript is spliced from 2 exons. The record is from RefSeq and is a predicted model, not a curated record. Lineage: Eukaryota; Fungi; Ascomycota; Eurotiomycetes; Eurotiales; Aspergillaceae. The coding region runs from base 1 to 759 and encodes 252 amino acids.